AUGGCGGGGGCGGCGGCGGCGGCGCGGCUGCGGGCCGAGAUCCGCCGGCGGGAGCGCGAGCUGCGCGGGCUGCGCGAGCGGCUGGCGGCCGAGCUGGCCCGGGGCGGCACGGCCGAGCAGGAGGAGGACGGACAGCGGGGCGAGGCAGCCCGCGGGGAGGGAGCGCUCGACUUCCCCGCGGAGCUGCCGCCGCUGCCCGCGCGGUCGGCGCUGAGCGCGGCGGAGAUCCUGCGCUACAGCCGGCAGCUGGUGCUGCCCGAGCUGGGCGUGCGCGGGCAGCUGCGCCUGGCGCGGAGCUCCGUGCUGGUGGUGGGCUGCGGCGGGCUGGGCUGCCCGCUGGCGCAGUACCUGGCGGCGGCCGGCGUGGGCCGCCUGGGGCUGGUGGAUCACGACGUGGUGGAGACGAGCAACCUGCAGCGGCAGGUGCUGCACGGCGAGGCGCGGCGCGGCCGGCCCAAGGCGCGCUCGGCGGCCGCGGCGCUGCGGCGGCUGAACUCGGCCGUGCAGUACGUGCCCUACCGCGGGGCGCUGCGGCCGCGCUCCGCGCUGCGCCUCGUGCGCCAGUACGACGUGGUGGCCGACUGCUCCGACAACGCGGCCACCCGCUACCUGGUGAGCGAUGCCUGCGUGCUGGCCGGCAAGCCGCUGGUGUCCGGCAGCGCGCUGCGCCUCGAGGGGCAGCUGGCCGUGUACAACUACCGCGGCGGGCCCUGCUACCGCUGCCUCUUCCCCCGGCCGCCGCCGCCCGACGCCGUCACCAACUGCGCGGACGGCGGCGUGCUCGGGCCGGUCACCGGCGUCAUCGGCUGCAUGCAGGCGCUGGAGGUGCUGAAGAUCGCCUCGGGCAUGGGCUCCUCGUUCGGCCGCUGCAUGCUGAUGUUCGAUGGGCUGGAGGGCAGGUUCCGCCACAUCCAGCUGCGGCCGCGGAAAGCGGACUGCGCGGCGUGCGGGGACAGCCCCAGCAUCACCUGCCUGCAGGAUUACGAGGCGUUCUGCGGCUCCUCCGCCACGGACAAGUGCCGGGCGCUGCAGCUGCUGCCCGCCGGGGACAGGAUCUCCGUGCAGCGCUACCGGGAGCUGCUGGAGGCGCGGGUGCCGCACCUGCUGCUGGACGUGCGGCCGCCGGUGGAGGCGGAGAUCUGCCGCCUGCCGCACGCCCUCCACAUCCCGCUGAGGAAGCUGGAGGAGAAAGACCAAGAAUCUCUGCAGCUUUUACGAAGCAGAAUUUGCGAAGAAAAGCAGAGAACUGAUGGCCAAACCGCUCUCCCCGUGUAUGUUGUUUGCAAGUUAGGAAAUGAUUCCCAGAAGGCUGUAAAAAUUCUGCAGGAGCUGCCUGCCGAAGAAUUUGGUUCUGUGUCAGCUAAGGAUAUUAAAGGGGGGCUCAUGGCUUGGGCCACUAAAAUCGACUCAACGUUUCCUCAGUACUAGAAUUUUAAAUGGUGAAAAAAACCACACAAUUUUAGAGUAAGUUCUGCAGGGUUCCAUCUCCUCUGUGUAAUGGCUAUAUCAUGUGGAAAAACCAAACAGAAAUAUCAUAGUGAUUUUUUAUGUAACCCUUUUUUCCUAAGAAAAAUGCUUAUUUUUGUAGCUGUCUGAUUAUUUUUAUGAAUAUGUAAAUCUGCCCAUGAAAGUGGAAAGAAAUGUGUUUCUUGGUUAUGAUUUAAUAGUAAAAACUUGGCGUAACUACUGACUUGUGCACGUGAUGAUUGAGAAUAUCCUAAUUAGCAAUUGUAACCUGGAAAACAAUGAAACACGGGAAUCACAUUAUUACUCAGUCUCUGAACCGCUUAACAAAUUGAAACAGUGCAUGAAAUGAAUAAAAAAUAAUUCCUGUUAAUCUCUA
Taeniopygia guttata (zebra finch) is the source of this 1843-nucleotide messenger RNA. The record is from RefSeq and is a predicted model, not a curated record. NCBI's taxonomy places the organism in Eukaryota, Metazoa, Chordata, Aves, Passeriformes, Estrildidae.